Messenger RNA from Peromyscus leucopus (white-footed mouse), 4593 nucleotides. RefSeq names its product pleckstrin and Sec7 domain containing 2 (gene Psd2). NCBI's taxonomy places the organism in Eukaryota, Metazoa, Chordata, Mammalia, Rodentia, Cricetidae. Gene Ontology annotation, biological process: regulation of ARF protein signal transduction. The record is from RefSeq and is a predicted model, not a curated record. Gene Ontology annotation, molecular function: guanyl-nucleotide exchange factor activity; phospholipid binding; protein binding.
GCUUCCCCCUCGACAUCCAUGACCUUAGCGUCACUUACCUGUUCUGGCUUCUCACAGGCAAGAGAGGCAGGAGUGAGUUCCUGGUCAUAUCAUGGCUCAGAAUGAGGACCUGGAAUAUCAUUUUACACCUUUCACCUUGAAACAUCCCCUCUGUGUAUCCCUCCCAAGGCUCAACCACUCUGGGCUCUACUGGCCCUCAGCCCGAGCAAGGACUCUGGGCCCCUCGCCUAGAGUAGAUCUCAAUGCCUCCCCUUGUCUGUUUAGCCCUGGAACCGAGGGCAUGGGUCAGUGCCCAGUGCUGGCAGAAACUCUGUCCUACUCAAAGCUUCAAGGGACAUGGCAAGGCAGUUUUUUGGAGCCCCAGGGCUGGCUGGGUCAGGUGGAAGCAGUGACUGCCAUGGAGGAAGAAAAGCUCCCGUGUGAACUGCGUCAGGAAGGAGGUGCCGUCGAGGACCACAGCCUGGAGCCUGAAGGGGAGCCUGGGGUCCAGAAUGGAAUGGAGGCCAGUGGAGGCCCAGGCAGCCACACCAGCAGUCCAGGCAGUGAGAAGAGAAGCACCUUAGAGGGAACCAUGGAGCCCACGGGAGACCCAGAGGCGGCCCUGCCUGGCCUUAGCCUCUCUCUCACCAACGGCCUGGCCUUGGGACAAGAUGGGAACAUUCUGGAAGACUCCAUGGAAUCCAGGCCCUGGAGGGCUAGUGGACCAGCAGAGGAGGAGGAGGAGGAUGUGUCCAGAAGUCUCUGUCCAGAUGCUGAGGACCCCCAGCUGGGGCUGGAUUGCCCUGGGGAGCCAGAUGUGCGGGAUGGCUUCAGUGCCACUUUUGAGAAGAUCCUGGAGUCAGAGCUGUUGCGGGGCACCCAGUACAGCAGCCUGGACUUGGAUGUGCUGAGUCUCACCGACGAGAGCGACAGCUGUGUCAGCUUCGAGGCCCCCCUUACACCCCUCAUCCAGCAGCGGGCUCGAGACAUCCCCGAGCCUGGGGCUGGGCUGGGCAUUGGGGACAUGGGGCCUGAGGGGGAUCUGGGGGCAGCCGGUGGUGGUGAUGGGGAGCUGGGCAGCCCCCUGAGGCGGUCCAUCUCCAGCAGCCGCUCGGAGAACGUCCUGAGCCACCUGUCUCUCACCUCGGUGCCCAAUGGGUUCCAUGAAGAUGGACCUGGGGGCUCAGGAGGGGACGACGAGGAUGACGAGGACACGGACAAGUUGCUGAACUCUGCCAGUGACACCAGCCUCAAGGAUGGCCUGUCGGACUCGGACUCGGAGCUGAGCAGCUCCGAGGGGCUGGAGCCUGGUGGCACAGAUCCUCUGACCAACGGGUGCCAGGGGGUCAGCGAAGCCGCUCGCCGGCUGGCCCGCCGCCUCUACCACCUCGAGGGCUUCCAGCGCUGCGAUGUGGCCCGGCAGCUGGGCAAGAACAAUGAGUUCAGCAGGCUGGUCGCUGGAGAGUACCUCAGUUUCUUCGACUUCUCGGGCCUCACGUUGGACAGAGCACUCAGAACCUUCCUGAAGGCCUUCCCACUGAUGGGGGAGACGCAGGAGCGAGAGCGAGUCCUCACCCACUUUUCCCGCCGAUACUGCCAGUGUAACCCAGACGACAGCACCUCAGAAGAUGGGAUCCACACACUCACCUGUGCUCUGAUGCUGCUUAACACAGACCUGCACGGACAUAACAUUGGCAAGAAGAUGUCCUGCCAGCAAUUCAUCGCCAACUUGGACCAGCUGAAUGAUGGUCAAGACUUUGCCAAAGACCUGUUGAAGACGCUUUACAACUCCAUCAAGAACGAAAAGCUGGAAUGGGCCAUUGAUGAGAAUGAGCUGAGAAAAUCCCUGUCCGAGCUGGUGGAUGACAAGUUUGGGACGGGCACAAAGAAGGUGACUCGGAUCUUGGAUGGUGGCAAUCCAUUCCUGGAUAUCCCGCAGGCCCUCAGCGCCACCACCUACAAGCACGGCGUGCUGACCCGGAAGACCCAUGCUGACAUGGACGGCAAGAGGACACCCCGUGGGAGGCGUGGCUGGAAGAAGUUCUAUGCGGUGCUCAAAGGGACCAUCCUGUACUUGCAGAAGGAUGAGUACAGGCCCGACAAGGCUCUGUCUGAGGGUGACUUGAAGAAUGCCAUCCGGGUGCAUCAUGCUCUGGCCACCAGGGCUUCUGACUACAGUAAGAAGUCCAACGUGCUCAAGCUCAAGACAGCAGACUGGAGGGUCUUCCUCUUCCAGGCACCGAGCAAGGAAGAAAUGCUGUCCUGGAUCCUGAGGAUCAACCUGGUGGCUGCCAUCUUCUCCGCACCUGCCUUCCCAGCGGCCGUCAGCUCCAUGAAGAAGUUCUGUCGACCCCUGCUGCCUUCUUGUACCACUCGCCUCUGCCAGGAGGAGCAGCUGCGGUCUCAUGAGAAUAAGUUGAGGCAGGUGACUGCGGAGCUGGCUGAACACAGGUGUCAUCCAGUGGAGAGAGGCCUCAAGUCCAAGGAGGCGGAGGAAUACCGGCUGAAGGAACAUUAUCUCACGUUUGAGAAAAGCCGUUAUGAGACCUAUAUCCACCUCCUGGCUGUGAAAAUCAAAGUGGGUUCAGAUGACCUGGAGCGGAUCGAGGCCCGGCUGGCUACUCUGGAAGGGGAUGACCCAGCUCUCCGGAAAACACACUCAAGCCCUGCCCUCAGCCUGGGCCACGGGCCUGUGACUGGCAGCAAAGGCACCAAGGAUGCCUCUACGCCUGAUACUUAGCUGGUGUGGCUGUGCAGGCCCUGGAGGCAGGCAAAUGUCCCCAGAGGGGUCAGUGAGCACAAUUCCAGCCAGAGGCUGCUUGGACCAAGCUCCAGGCAGUUAACCGGCAGCCGGAGGGGUAUGGAGAGCCUUGCGAUCAAGGAGAUACCAUUCACGGCGCUGAUCUUCUCACAUUCUGGGCCACCUCUGGCCUAGAAUCUCUCCUAGCCCUGGCUGCCCUCAAGUCAUGGGACCUGGCUUUGCAGGUCAGACAUGCUCCAGGGCUGCCAGCUGGAGAAGCCCGCCUCUGUUGCUUCCCCAGGCCCUUUCUCAUCCAGCUUCUCCCUCAUCUUGUAUUUGUGAGGAUGGGUCUGAACUCUGGGUCUAAGCUUGGACACCUACCCUGUCUCCUCUUUCCUCUCAGCUGACCUGCAGCAUCAGGUCUGUGGACCACCAGCAACGCCUUCUCCUUUCCUUUUCCCAGCAACCUUUGCAACUGGUCCCGUUCUCCGGCCUCACAUUGCAAUAAUCUGAGGCCUAGCCUCCACUCAGUGCCAAGCUGAUUCCACUCACAUGUAUGCUCGCCUCUCCUUUUAUCCACAGAGGCCUCUCCUGCCUCUUUUUUAUAUGGACACAUAUAAAUUAUAUAUAUAUGUAAAGAACUCAUUUAAAGAAAGUUUGAGAACUACUACCAACUAGAGGAUGAAAUAAGCUCAUCUCAGAGCUCGGCCUGCUAUGGGGCCCUCCGCCGCCGCCCUGACACUCUGGAUGGAAAGAUGAAGACCCUCUGUGUGGUUUUUUUUUUGCCUUUUCCUCUUCCAGCUGACUUGUGAUUCACAGUCAGUUUUCCAGUUGAUGCUUUUGGACUAAACAGGAUAUGGGUGUCACCUCCUCUGUCCCAAGGGUGUCUGUCCUGUGGGCUGAUGGCUCAGGAGCACACCUCUGUCUGUUUGGAUCUUCUUGUGAAUGCUGCCGAGGUCGCUGAGCUCCAGCGUGGCCUCUGCGCAGACCUACUGGCAGGAAUGAAGGUCACUGUACCUUGCGGAGCGCCACCUACCAGCAAGCCCAGGCUGGAUGAUAGAAUAAGGUGGAGGAAGCUGUUCGUUCAUUCAUGGUCUCGGGGAGGAAGGAGGUGGAGUAGCAAGGUUUUAAUUUUUUUUUUUUUUUAGUGAAUCAGAAAGGCCUAGCUAAGGACGUAGUUGAGAAUAGAGACACAUCACAGGUUGACAUCCUUUAAACCUUGCAUCACAUAGACCAACAAGUGAGUUGGGGGGCGAUGGGGGGAGGAUGGCCCUCUCAACAAGCUACCGUGAACCAGUCUUUCCUAUUGUUUGGCCAACAGUUUGACCUCUUUGGUGACAUAAGCCUUGUGACUAAGCGCCUAACAUUUAAGGUCCGCUCCCAUUGGAUGUGGGGAGCUGUUGAGUAUGUGGAGAGGCGUAAGGGGUUUUAAAUCCAAAUUGUUUAAAUUGGAUUAGCUGAAGUGUGUAUUAUAACCAAACCAUCUGGCCCCUUUGUUUUGCUCAGGGGAGUAAAUGCUCAUUUGAAUGAGAUCAGAAAGGCUAUUUAGGGCCAGUAAAGAGACCUCAGCCCUUUGUCCAGCUGCCUGAGGGUCCUUUGAUUUUCAGGCCAGUGUCUCACUCUCUGUGUCCUGGGGGUGGGGGCGACAGCAGAGGUGCGAGCUCAUUAGCCACAGACCCGCGCGGUUUCCCCCGACACUAGUCACGCUUCCCAUCAGUAAAGACAUUUUUUUAGUUCGCUUCCUUAAUUGUAUAAUUCUUUAUUUGUAAAUUAUAUACAUGUACUACUGUACUAAAAUAUUAUGUACAUUAUAAAACAUACACAAAAAUAGAAAUUUAAAAAAGAUGAGAUGAAAAUAAAUCUAAAUCAAAGUU